Messenger RNA from Sabethes cyaneus, 2181 nucleotides. It is a transcript of the gene mlt, whose product is annotated as tubulin-specific chaperone cofactor E-like protein. Bases 548 to 1948 code for a protein of 466 amino acids. The record is from RefSeq and is a predicted model, not a curated record. NCBI's taxonomy places the organism in Eukaryota, Metazoa, Arthropoda, Insecta, Diptera, Culicidae. The transcript is spliced from 9 exons. Gene Ontology annotation, biological process: protein folding. Gene Ontology annotation, molecular function: alpha-tubulin binding.
ACAAAUCCUACGGUUGCAACUCGCGUAGUUUACGUUGUAUACAUUUUGUACUUUUGCGUUGUUUGAUGCUUUUUUGCCUUCUUGCAAACUAAUACGCUUGCUGCGAAGGUCAAAAACUACUGUAAAGUAAAUAUUCUUUCUUGAAAAUGUGACUGUUCGAUAUCGAUAGACAAUCAGGUGGAAAAAGUUAAGCAAUAUGUGUGUGUUUUGUGGCCUGCACAGUUUGUUUAAGAAAUUAAGAUAAAGUUUGAUUUAUUUCGAUUUUUGGUACAUGUUCUAGAUGAGAAAAAGCUAAUUGAAUGUUUUAAUCUUCACUAAAUCGGAAAUACCUAAGUGUAUAAAUUUUUGCAAUCAUCAAACUGUUGAAAGUAAAAUUCAAAUUUGAAGUAAGUCCAUUUUUGUUACACAAUCAUUUGAUAAAAACCGAAAUGGAAUAAUCCAAACUAAGUUGCAUCGAAGCAAUAUUGAAAUAUUCUAGCCGUCUAGUGUGGUAAUGUUAAUAUUAGCCCAUUAUAACUGGAUAUUCGAUCAUCAUAAAUAAAGUAAAAUGCCAACACUACUUGAAGCGUUAGAAGCGAAAUAUGGAAUUGGCUACCAGGGAGAAAAACGUGAUAAUGAAGCAUUGGUAUCGAUAUUUGUUCCCAAACUACCUCCGAGACUAAGUGUACCAGAGUUGUUAGUACUUAAUGACUGCAACAUCGAUAAAGCAGGCGAACCAGAAGAUUUACGGAGAAAAUGUUGCACUGUCAGAGAAUUGGAUUUGGCCCAAAAUAAGCUGGAAAACUGGAAUGAGGUUUUCGAGAUUCUUUCGCAUAUGCCAUGUGUUGAGUUUGUAAACUUAAGCCUUAAUCGUCUUGGAGGACCAAUCAGUAACCCACAACCCUGCAGAAUGGAACGUCUUCGUAGCUUAGUGUUGAAUGGCACAAAACUGGAAUGGAAUGGAGUAGAGACAUUAUUACAGCUACUGCCGGUUCUUGAAGAGCUGCAUUUAAGUCUCAAUGAAUACACACAUGUGCUUAUUGACACUGUAUUGGUUAAUGAAAAUGACGAAUUCAGAAUUGAUAGCUGCCAAUGCCAUGAGCAAAACAAAUCUAGUCGAACGCAAAAACGCUCUGUAUUAGAAAGUUCUUUGUAUAAGAAAACCAGGGCUCAUCCAUGUGUAAGAAAACUCCAUCUGACUGGAAAUCAUAUUAGUGAAUGGAACGAAAUAUGCCGGGUAGGACGACUAUUUCCCAACCUCGAAACGCUUGUACUGGCAGAUUGUCCAAUAGAAUCCUUGGACGCAACAUAUUCCAAAACUAUGCAGAUGACAGCCAGCGAAAAAAGCCACGAAUAUUUCAGGAAACUGUCAUUAUUGAAUUUAAGCAACGCUAAAAUCGAUUCAUGGGACGAUAUUGAUCGAUUAGCCGAGUUUCCCUCUUUGAAAAAUCUUCGAGUACAGUGCUGGCCAUUAUGGGAUAAAUGUGAUUCUACCGAACAUGAACGACGGCAACUACUGAUUGCCCGAUUACCCAAUAUAGAAAUUUUGAACGGGGGUGACGUGAUCGGAGCUACAGAACGUGAAGAUGCAGAGCGAUCCUUCAUUAGGUACUAUCUCGAUAAACCAGAAAGUGAUCGACCCGAACGAUACAUAAAUUUAGUUUCUAUUCAUGGAAAACUAGAUCCACUUGUCAGCAUUGAUCUGAGUCCGGAGCGCAGAGUGAAAAUUACAUUCACCUAUGGCGAUACCAGCGAAGAACGUACCGUCGAUGUAUACAGAACUGUGGUCGAUUUAAAAUCACGACUGGAACGAAUUGUAGGAAUUCCUGCCACCAAGAUGCGACUGUUUUAUGUAGAUCAAGAUUUGCGUGAUCAUCAAGGAUUGGAAGAAAUGAAAUAUCCGCAUAAACGUCUUUAUAGCUACAACAUCCGCUCCGGCGACGAAAUCAUUAUAGACCAAAAGCAUUGAGUACACCUUAUAUUGAACAUAAAUCUCUACUGCACUAUUUUGGCCUGAAAAGAUGCAAUCACUUUUAUACCAUUGGCAGCUGGAUCUGUACAAAAAGUCUAUAUUCAAAUACACCAAGCGCUUAAAACCCAUAUUGUAUUCUGAAUAAUUAUAUCAUGUAUAACAUAUUGUCAAGUUAGGUACUAACUGUGGUACGCACAAUUGAAGCAAGAUGUAUUGAAUAAAGAUAACUU